CUCCUGCGCGGGCCAUCCGUGUCGCCAGCGCUGAUUGGUGGAGCCGACCGGCGCCGCGUGGAAGGCUGCCCGUGAUUGGAGGAGGCGGCGGGUGGCCGGCGGUUCAAGCGGCGGAGGGCGGUUGGCGGCCGUUAGGCGACCGUUGAGGCCGCGUGAGGGAGGCGGUGGCGGCUCCCGGCCGGUCCCCUCAGCGUCCCCUCAGCGUGGCCGCCAUGAGCGCCGCGGAUCGCUGUGCCGGCACCUCGCCGCGCUCCGCAAGGCUGGCAACGCCCCAUGUCUCAUCCAGACACGCUAGUUCUCAGCCUCAGAACCAGGAGGACUCUACUCCUCUCCCGUCCAUCAACGAGCGCCUGGCCUUCCUCCGCCCUUCCCGGGAGCUGCUGGAAUACUACCGCAAGAAGAUUGCUGACUUCGACGAGGAGCAUGAGGAUUUGGUAAAAAGGCUGGAGAGAUACAAAGAAACAUACGAUGAGCAGCACAAACUGCAGUGGGAAGUCCGUCAGCGAGAAGAGGAAAUUGCGGAGUUGCAAAAGGCUUUGAGUGACAUGCAAGUCUACCUCUUCCAGGAGAGGGAACAUGUCCUCCGCCUUUACUCAGAGAACGACCGGCUGAAAAUCAGGGAACUGGAGGAUAGGAAAAAAAUUCAACACCUCCUGGCUUUAGUGGGAACAGACAAAGGAGAAGUAACGUAUUUUCACAAGGAGCCACCACAUAAGGUUACUGUUCUGCAAAGGCCAGAUAAAUCCAGAGAUCCACAUGAAGGAUAUGAUGCUUCUAGAACAGGCACCAAGAGGAGCUCUUCAAAACGAGCAGCAAAAGGAGAGAAACCAGAAAGUCCUGAGAGGUAUCAGAGGGACAACCAAACACUCCUACUUCAGGUGGAGGCCCUGCAAGCUCAGCUAGAAGAACAGACGCGAUUAUCCAAGGAACAGCUUGAGGCAUUACUAGAGGACAGGCGGAUUCACAUGGAGGAAGCCCAGGUCCAGCAUCAGAGGGACCAGGACAAGAUUAAAACUUUAACAGAUAAACUCCAUAAGACUCAGAAUCUCUUAUAUGAGAGUACCCGUGACUUUCUCCAGCUCAAGUCUGAUGCCCGAGCCAAUGAGAAAGCAUGGAUGGCAGAGAAAGACAGUCUGUUGAGGAAACUUGACAAAGAUCCAGAUCAACUUAUCAGCAGGGAGUCAGAAAAAGAGAAGAAGCAGAGAGAUACCAAGAAGAUGCCUCAAACAGGUCAUGAAGCUUGGAAACUCCACAGUAGAGAAAUAAAGUCAAUGCAAGAGCAACUGAUGCAGGAGCAGCGGCUCUCAAACAUGUACAGAGAGCAGUGUAUCACCCUGGAAAGUGAGCUGGCUAGGAUUCGUGAGGAGGGAGAUGUUGGCAGAGAACUCUUUAAGGAACGCUCAGAAAAGAUGGGGAAGCGCCUGAAGCUGAUGACUCAGCGAUAUGAGGCUUUGGAAAAACGUCGUAACUUGGAAGUGGAAGGCUUUAAUAAUGACAUCAAACAGCUUCGACAGAAGCUGAAAGACGUAGAGAAGCAGCUGUUUAAGGUGACUCUGAUUCUUGGGCCAGACCAGGAUCUUGAAGUUCUACGUGAGGUCCGUCAAGGAAACAGGCUAACCCGUAAAAUUCAAGGAGAACUAAAAAACUUAAAAGCAAAAAUCUAUGGCUUAGAGAAUGAACUGCGGGUCUGCUGAAGCUGAGGUUUUAGCUGGCAUCAUAGUUUGAGGAAGGGGACAUUGCCUCUUUAAUGGCAUCCAGUGACAGAAGGCUUGAGAAAAUCUGCAGUUAGUGUCAUAACAUCCAUCAGUGGUCUACGAGCCAUUUCUAACAAGCCAAAUUAGGUUGCUUGUUCAGUUGAGAUGGCACCUGAUAAGACUGGUACAGAAAGUACCAGAUGACUUAUAUUAGGAAUAUGUUUAUGACUUCCUGCCUUCGUAUCUGUGGUGUAGGGGGCAAUGUAAACUGGUCUUAAACUUUAUUUGGAGCAGAUGACAAACCAGAUGUAUUAUUAAUGAUCAUUGAAGGAUCUAGUUCAAAAUCCAGUUUGCUUGGUUCACCUUACCCUGUGUGAGAAGGAACUUUUAAAUGGUUACUGUUACGGUGCCUAGGCAAUUCAGCAUGGGACUGCAAAUUUUCCUUGAAAAAGACCUUGUGUAGAAAGUACAUACUGAAGUGCUUACAUUUGACUCUACCCUUGACAUCACAACUAUUUUAAAAUGUCUUCCCUUUGUUCAUUUCUAACCCAGCCAGGACAAACCUGACUGAUUUUAAUAUGUUGGGAAAAGGUAACUGUUUUUAGAACUCAUCUGCAAGAACAAGCAACCUCCACUCUUGCUUUGAAAGUGUGGAGGGGAGGGAAAUACUGCACUAUCUAAUUUCAUCUUCCUGUCCCCUUUCUCCCGGUUUAUCUUAACACACAGAGGAAGCUCAUAAUAAAAGGCAUCUCCUAUUAUCUACCUUUGUAGCUUUAAACUAUACCAUGGCCAUGCACCAACAGGUCAUGGUCAGCUUGUGGUACAGCUGUCACUGAACUGUAACUGAAACUGGGAUGGAAAAGCCAGUGCCUAGUUGCUACAUGAUAAAUAUAACUCUAGCUAUGUAGCGAUUAUCUUCAUAUCAUCAGGACAAUGCUGUUCUUGAAAACAGAUGAAAUUGUGAAAAGGGCUGCAGUGAGGCUUCAGUCCACUUUUAUAAAUGUGGGGUAUUUGUAUUUUUACUGUAGCGUCAGCAAAUCUUGUCCACCUUGGAGAGCAUAUCUGUGUUGGAAAAGUGAUUUCAGUGCCUUCAUUUCCUAAUGUACAUUCCCUAACUUGUUAAAUGUGAUGGAAGCAGAAUAAUUUUCUGAAGUUUAUACUUACAGGGUACCAGCAGUUCCUUCCCAUUUGAGAAUUACUUGGUGUGCAAUAACAGGCAGUUUCUUUUGGACGUGGUAGUGGCUAUGGAGAUCCUGACGCAGCAUUUGGGAGAGGUGUAUAUACUGCUUUUCCUGUGCUGUGAAGAUUUGGGGAAAAAUGUUUUUAUAGUACCAGCUAAAACAAUGCAGUGGGGAAAUUCCUUUGAAAAGUCAGGGCUUGUUUCAAUUGUGUAACCUCUCUGUGAAAAGCUUGCUGUCUCUUAUGGUCCUGUUCUUUGCCUUUCAUUGGGCACAUCUAUUCUUGAAGUCAGAUUCAUCACAGACAGACUUCGAUGUGGGUGGCUGACAAUCUGUACCUCGAUGUUCAACUGCUACUACAAGAGGCUGUUUGAAAGUGUUGUCGCUGACAGGUUUAGCUGAAAAUGCUAAAUGGUGCAGAGAUGGAUUGAUGAACAGCUUAGGUGCUGACACUAUGUGGACAGCUGAGGAAAAUUAUUAAACUGUGCAAUCCAUCCUUUAGUCUCAUUCCUUAAAUUCAGCUGAUGGGUAGCUAGGAAAAAAGCCUCUUGAAUUGGUAGAAAUAAAUGGUUUUCUGCUUAUUUUCAACUUUUCCAAGCUAGAAGUUGCUGUUGAAAUUUGAUUUUCCUCACCUGAAAGCCACAAAGUGUGUCUGGACAAAGGCUGUAGGCUUGGACAUUCACAUUUGUAAGACUGGGAGGAAGUACUGGGGGAAGAAGGAUGUAAAUGUUUAAUUUCCUGUCUUCUUUACUGAUGUUUCUUAUAACUUGCAAGACUGAACAGAAUAAAAUGGUGACAUUCCCAAUA
Molecule: messenger RNA, 3679 nt
Organism: Anas platyrhynchos (mallard)
Lineage: Eukaryota; Metazoa; Chordata; Aves; Anseriformes; Anatidae
Gene: CCDC77
Product: coiled-coil domain containing 77
Cellular component (GO): centrosome
Source: RefSeq, a predicted model, not a curated record